Messenger RNA from Pseudophryne corroboree (corroboree frog), 852 nucleotides. RefSeq names its product elongin B (gene ELOB). Gene Ontology annotation, molecular function: protein binding. The record is from RefSeq and is a predicted model, not a curated record. The transcript is spliced from 4 exons. Gene Ontology annotation, cellular component: elongin complex; VCB complex. Bases 107 to 466 code for a protein of 119 amino acids. Gene Ontology annotation, biological process: transcription elongation by RNA polymerase II. NCBI's taxonomy places the organism in Eukaryota, Metazoa, Chordata, Amphibia, Anura, Myobatrachidae.
GCUGCUGGGAGGGAGGUCAGUGUGCAGAUAGAGCGGACUCUCCGAGGCUGGGUCUUUGUCUGGUUACAGCCUCCCCGGGACGGACGGACGGGCGGACACGGCCGGGAUGGACGUGUUUUUGAUGAUCCGCCGUAACAAAACCACAAUCUUCACCGAUGCGAAGGAGAACACCACAGUACAAGAGCUGAAAAGGAUUGUUGAGGGCAUCUUGAAGCGACCCCCAGAAGACCAGAGACUGUACAAGGACGACCAGCUCUUAGAUGACAAUAAAACCCUAGGUGAUUGUGGCUUUACCAGUCAGACUGCGCGGCCCCAGGCUCCGGCCACGGUGGGACUGGCCUUCCGUUGUGCAGGGGACUCCUUUGAGCCUCUUCGAGUGGACUCUUUCUCAAGUCCCCCGGAGCUCCCAGAUGUCAUGAAGCCACAGGAGACGAGUGGCAGUGCUAAUGAGCAGGCGGUGCAGUGAAUUGCCCUGAUCUUCCCUCUCCUUCCCCGAGUAACCCCACCAUGUCGGAGUAUGCUGCAGCUUAUGCUUUGCAAUGUUUUUGGCCCCUCCAGCAAGUGAAGGGGUUAGAACAUCUUUCCCCCUCCCCACCUCACCCCCAUUAUUGUCCUAUUUCACCUCCAUUUACGAAGUGACCCCCUCUCCUUCCGCUGAGAUGGAAGUACAGGAAAGGCUUACGCAAGAUCCUCCACUAACUACAUGGGUGCCAGCACCCCUUCUGCAUUCUGUCACAUUGCCCGCCGCCUUCCUGGCUUCUCCGGCUUCACUCUUUCUUUUGUUUGGGGGUGGUCUUGUAUGGAUUAUGUUCUAUUUUAUUUUUUAAACACAAUAAAUUUUGUUUGCCUGUC